Pecten maximus is the source of this 2295-nucleotide messenger RNA. RefSeq lists its product as uncharacterized. Bases 1 to 2295 code for a protein of 764 amino acids. The record is from RefSeq and is a predicted model, not a curated record. The transcript has a single exon. NCBI's taxonomy places the organism in Eukaryota, Metazoa, Mollusca, Bivalvia, Pectinida, Pectinidae.
AUGGAAACACAAAGACAUACCAACAAAUGGUGGGAACACAAAGACACGAACAAACAUUGGGAACACAAAGACACACGAACAAAUGGUGGGAACACAAAGACACACGAACAAACAGUGGGAACACAAAGACAUACGAACAAACAGUGGGAACACAACGACACGAAAAAAUGGUGGGAACACAAAGACACCAACAAACAAUGGGAACACAAAGACACACGAACAAAUGGUGGGAACACAAAGACACACGAACAAACAGUGGGAACACAAAGACAUACGAACAAACAGUGGGAACACAAAGUCAUACGAACAAAUGGUGGGAACACAAAGACACACGAACAAACAGUGGGAACACAAAGUCAUACAAACAAACAAUGGGGACACAAAGACACGAACAAAUGGUGGGAACACAAAGUCAUACGAACAAACAAUGGGGACACAAAGACACACGAACAACAGUGGGAACACAAAGUCAUACGAACAAAUGGUGGGAACACAACGUCAUACGAACAAAUGGUGGGAACACAAAGACACGAACAAAUGGUGGGAACACAAAGUCAUACAAACAAACAAUGGGGACACAAAGACACACGAACAAACAGUGGGAACACAAAGUCAUACGAACAAACAAUGGGGACACAAAGACACACGAACAAACAGUGGGAACACAAAGUCAUACGAACAAAUGGUGGGAACACAACGUCAUACGAACAAACAAUGGGGACACAAAGACACACGAACAAACAGUGGGAACACAAAGACACACGAACAAAUGGUGGGAACACAAAGUCAUACGAACAAACAAUGGGGACACAAAGACACACGAACAAACAGUGGGAACACAAAGUCAUACGAACAAACAAUGGGGACACAAAGACACACGAACAAACAGUGGGAACACAAAGUCAUACGAACAAAUGGUGGGAACACAAAGUCAUACGAACAAACAAUGGGGACACAAAGACACACGAACAAACAGUGGGAACACAAAGACACACGAACAAAUGGCGUGAACACAAAGACACACGAACAAACAGUGGGAACACAAAGACACACGAACAAAUGGUGGGAACACAAAGACACACGAACAAAUGGUGGGAACACAACGACACACGAACAAAUGGUGGGAACACAAAGACACGAACAAAUGGUGGGAACACAAAGACACACCAACAAAUGGUGGGAACACAAAGACACACCAACAAAUGGUGGGAACACAAAGAAACACCAACAAAUGGUGGGAACACAAAGACACACGAACAAACAGUGGGAACACAAAGACACACGAACAAAUGGUGGGAACACAAAGACACACGAACAAAUGGUGGGAACACAAAGACACACGAACAAACAGUGGGAACACAAAGACACACGAACAAAUGGUGGGAACACAAAGACACACCAACAAAUGGUGGGAACACAAAGACACACCAACAAAUGGUGGGAACACAAAGAAACACCAACAAAUGGUGGGAACACAAAGACACACGAACAAACAGUGGGAACACAAAGACACACGAACAAAUGGUGGGAACACAAAGACACACGAACAAACAGUGGGAACACAAAGACACACGAACAAACAGUGGGAACACAAAGACACACGAACAAACAAUGGGGACACAAAGACACACGAACAAACAGUGGGAACACAAAGACACACGAACAAAUGGUGGGAACACAAAGUCAUACGAACAAACAAUGGGGACACAAAGACACACGAACAAACAGUGGGAACACAAAGUCAUACGAACAAACAAUGGGGACACAAAGACACACGAACAAACAGUGGGAACACAAAGUCAUACGAACAAAUGGUGGGAACACAAAGUCAUACGAACAAACAAUGGGGACACAAAGACACACGAACAAACAGUGGGAACACAAAGACACACGAACAAAUGGCGGGAACACAGACACACGAACAAACAGUGGGAACACAAAGACACACGAACAAAUGGUGGGAACACAAAGACACGCGAACAAAUGGUGGGAACACAACGACACACGAACAAAUGGUGGGAACACAAAGACACGAACAAAUGGUGGGAACACAAAGACACACUAACAAAUGGUGGGAACACAAAGACACACCAACAAAUGGUGGGAACACAAAGAAACACCAACAAAUGGUGGGAACACAAAGACACACGAACAAACAGUGGGAACACAAAGACACACGAACAAAUGGUGGGAACACGAAGACACACGAACAAACAGUGGGAACACAAAGAAACACCAACAAAUGGUGGGAACACAAAGACACGAACAAAUGGUGGGAACACAAAGACACACUAA